Molecule: messenger RNA, 1551 nt
Organism: Diaporthe amygdali
Lineage: Eukaryota; Fungi; Ascomycota; Sordariomycetes; Diaporthales; Diaporthaceae
Exons: 2
Coding region: 1-1551 (516 amino acids)
Biological process (GO): SNARE complex assembly
Cellular component (GO): endosome; lytic vacuole
Molecular function (GO): SNARE binding
Source: RefSeq, a predicted model, not a curated record
AUGAACUGCGACAUAUGUCACCGCCUCCAUCAUCCGCAAAAGCUUCCCUUCCUGUGCGCAGUCGACGCCAGGAAUCAGCUCUACGCCAGUCGCAUUGCCCAUGCAACUGCGUUGAUCGAGAACGAGGCUCUAAGUGGGGAAAUCAGCUCUGUUCUGACAAGCCUGGAUCCUCCUUCGAGCGACGGCGCUGCUGGCAAAACAGUGUACCUUGGGAGGCUGAGGUCCGAGGAGGCGCAAGCUGCGGAUAGGACGAGCCAGAUCAUUGCACAGGCGGACAAGCUACGCACCGAAGUCGAAGCCGCGCGCCGAGAAAUUGAAGAGCGCAAAAAGAACAACGCCAGGAGGAAAACAGACUUGGCAGAGGCUUCUAAUGGCAUCGAGUCACGGCGAUCUAGGCAUGUGGACGAGGCCGAAAGAGCAAUCCAAAUGACGAAGUACAAAUGGAAUCGUAGCUUUGAGAACAUGGCUGCCACCAGGAGCUACCUCUGCAUGGAAGCUGCGAGGCUGUACGGGCUUCAUCGGAUCAAGAAGGGCAACUCGGUAAAGUUCGAGCUGGCCGGUAUCGAAAUGAUAGAGCUGCCCGGCAUGAUUACCGCAUCGCCAGAGGCUAUCUCAACGUCGCUAGCUCACAUCUCGCAUAUCCUCAUGUUGGCUUCUCACUACCUGGCAAUACGCUUGCCGGCUGAGGUUACACUUCCUCAUCGUGACUACCCGAGACCAACGAUAUUCUCGCUGGCAUCCUCCCACCGUCACGGGGAGGUACCGUUUCCAGGGACCGUGUUAUUGCCGCCAUCUGAGCCUCGGGACCCCAACCAAAGGCAUGUUCCCCGACCUAGGCCACUCUACAUCGACAGGCCACUUCUGGCUCUGGCAAAAGAGGACCCUUCAACAUACUCUCUGUUCAUCGAAGGUGUCGUGCUGUUGGCUUACGACAUUGCUUGGGCCUGCUGCACACAAGGAGUGCCCAUAGGUGACAAGACGUCGUAUGAAGACGUCUGCAACAUGGGUCGCAAUCUUUACAAUCUACUCAUCGGUAAUCAGUUGACCAAUAACCCUGCCGCUCGCCUUGUCCAACCGCCCCCAUCCCCCGAUACAAGUGGCAUACCGGAGUCCUCAGAAUCGGUGAAAGAUAAUUUCGGUGGUAACGCAAAGCCCAUGAUGGGGCGGUACUCUCACGGUACUAUUCACACGUUUCUCGGAAGUGCUGAAGGCAAUGAGUUCACUCGAGGUUUCAAGCUUCCCAACCCCGUGAAGCUUGCCGAUCGUCUCAAGAAGAAAAUGCUGAGCGAUGCCGAUGGGCUAGACUGGGAAAUGUUGAACGAUGACGCCUGGGCGGUGGAAGAGCCGAUGGAGGAGGGUGUGCAAGGGAGAGGGAAGCAGGCGGGCGAAUCAGGCCAACGAUUAUUCGGCGUUGAGAGUGUGAUGUCGACUAGAACUGCUCUCGACUCCACGGUUGCCGAUUUCGCACAGGUGUCGCUGGACGAAGCUUCGAGCCCGGAAAAGCCGAGGCCAUCUGGGACGAGCGGCUGGACAAAGCUCAAGUCCAGGUAG